GAAGUUCCCAUUUGAUGAUUCGCGUGUAUGACAAUGGAUGGAGCAUCAGAUGCCAUCCUUCCUUCGGACCAGCUCCCCCAUCCUAUAUAAUCACCUCCCUCUCACUUAUAGUAUAUCUGUAUCUAUCUUUAUAUCCCUCUUCAAAUUGACCACUGCGUCUCUCUCUCUCUCUCUAGGCAAUCGAAAUGGCGGAUCAGCUCACAGACGAUCAGAUCUCUGAGUUCAAGGAGGCUUUCAGCCUCUUCGACAAGGACGGCGAUGGUUGUAUCACUACCAAGGAGCUUGGCACAGUAAUGCGGUCUUUGGGACAAAACCCAACAGAAGCUGAGCUUCAGGACAUGAUUAAUGAGGUUGAUGCUGAUGGCAAUGGGACAAUUGAUUUCCCAGAGUUCCUGAACCUGAUGGCGCGCAAAAUGAAGGAUACUGACUCUGAGGAGGAGCUCAAGGAAGCUUUUCGGGUUUUUGACAAGGAUCAGAAUGGCUUCAUCUCUGCAGCUGAGCUCCGCCAUGUAAUGACAAACCUUGGUGAAAAGCUGACAGAUGAGGAAGUUGAUGAGAUGAUUCGCGAGGCUGAUGUGGAUGGUGAUGGGCAGAUCAACUACGAGGAGUUCGUCAAGGUCAUGAUGGCCAAGUGAGGACCUAUCAACCCAACUCUAGAAUUUGGAAAGUGCAAAAGACUUUUAAAAAAAAAAAAGUUUAAGAUUUCUAUUUCUGAUACAUUGGGUAUUAGUAGGUCUGCUUGGCUGUUUGUCUGUUUUCCUGUUUGCAUUUGUUGGUAGUUCUGCGCUUUAGUUUCUGCUUGUUUGCUCUGUCUCUUGCUUUAGUUGGGGUUGUUAGUAUCCUUCAUCUCAUGUCUGGUAUCUUCUUCUAACACAUGUUAUUAUGAACCUAGAACAUUUGGGAGUGUUGUGAUAUUUUUGCUUGCGGGGUGCCUAA
Messenger RNA from Rhododendron vialii, 936 nucleotides. Its product is annotated as calmodulin-7. NCBI's taxonomy places the organism in Eukaryota, Viridiplantae, Streptophyta, Magnoliopsida, Ericales, Ericaceae. The record is from RefSeq and is a predicted model, not a curated record. Gene Ontology annotation, molecular function: enzyme regulator activity; calcium ion binding. The transcript has 2 exons. Bases 186 to 635 code for a protein of 149 amino acids.